CUUUGCGGUUUGGCACAUCCUAACAACACAAUAAUAGACCAGACAUGGCAAAGGUCCAGACGCUUGCAUACGUGGAUAUUCAGCACGACGCCCCCGCCGUGUUCGACGAUGUCGAGCAGGGUGUCGUCCUGAGGGAAGACUUCUGGGUGUCGGGGUACAAGAGUGGGACCACCUCUGUUCACGGCAAAGUCCGCGUUGAGGCUGCCGACGGCGGAGGUGUGGACAUUGAGCCGCGCGAUGGCGUGCGGAUCGAGCGCUUGUCCAAGGUGAGCAGCUUUAUGGAGAGCGCCGAGCUGACCACCCAGUCCAACUUUGUCAUCUCAGUACCUUCCCUCGGCAUCAACUCCCUCUCCGUUCGCUUCCCUAGACAGGUGAUCAACCCACCAUACACCAAGAAGACCAACGUUUCACCUGAACUGCAUAUCUCCAGCAUUGAUUACUCGGACAAGUCGGAGCAGCUUGUCAUUGGCGGAACGGACGGCUACUGCGUCGUCGUGUCCCCUUCUGAUACCAAGAACGUCGUUGAGCUCAAGGGACAUGUCGGAGACGUGCAGCACGUUCAGUGGUUCCCUAGCGGCGAGGUGGUUCUCACAGCUUCGUCUGAUCUGUCGGUCCGCGUCUUCUCAUCCAAGACCGGCGCCAACCCACGCACGCUCAAGGGCCACACGCGAGCGGUUACUGCCACAGCCAUUCUCGGGGUCGGCCGCCAGGUGCUCUCUGCCAGCAAGGACGGGACGGUGCGCCUGUGGACCGUGGGAGAAGCGAAGGAGGCGAAGAAGUGGCGUGUUGACGCUGGGCGCGCUGUGGACGGGCUCGUUGUCGUUGGCGAUGAGGCCGGACUGCAAGCUCUAGACGUGAUUGCCGAGGACGAGCAGGUCAUUCUGGCCGCUACGCCCGACGGCUCUAUCUCGGCGUUUACGCUGUCCUCGUCUUCCCUCACUGUACCCAUUUUCGUCUCCCCACCACCCGUGCCCUCAAACCUCAUUGCCAUUGCGUACUCGCCCUCCACCGGCCUCAUUGCCACGGGCCACGCCAACGGAAUCACUGCGAUCCGUCAUCUGUCCGCCCUGCGCCCAGUGGAGGAAGGUCAUGAAGCGCCUCUCCCCACACUGAUCAAGCGCAACGAAGCGCCCAUUUACAGUCUGGCUUUCGUCGACCGCGACGGACGACUAGAUCUCCUCGUCGGCACUGGCUCUGGGCUGCCAUCACGCCUUGCGCUCGACAUUGAUGCCAACGGCACCAUCACUGCGUCCACAAAGGAGGAGUACGCCGGGUGGGAGGCGGUCAGCGUCGAGUCUUGGGCGGUGGGCGCGGAUUCUGUAUUCUGCGCUGGCGGUGAGGGCGGCGUCAGGAGAUAUUAGGGUAGUCAUCAGCGAGCAGAUGUCAGCAGACGCUGUCCGCCCACUCUGUGGAUCUAAGUCAUAGCAUGC
Molecule: messenger RNA, 1430 nt
Organism: Vanrija pseudolonga
Lineage: Eukaryota; Fungi; Basidiomycota; Tremellomycetes; Trichosporonales; Trichosporonaceae
Product: Proteasomal ATPase-associated factor 1
Exons: 5
Coding region: 45-1361 (438 amino acids)
Biological process (GO): ribosomal large subunit assembly
Cellular component (GO): nucleolus
Molecular function (GO): protein binding
Source: RefSeq, a predicted model, not a curated record